Messenger RNA from Suricata suricatta (meerkat), 434 nucleotides. RefSeq names its product defensin beta 121 (gene DEFB121). The transcript is spliced from 2 exons. Gene Ontology annotation, biological process: innate immune response. Gene Ontology annotation, cellular component: extracellular region. The coding region runs from base 61 to 348 and encodes 95 amino acids. The record is from RefSeq and is a predicted model, not a curated record. Lineage: Eukaryota; Metazoa; Chordata; Mammalia; Carnivora; Herpestidae.
UCACUGAUCAUGGCUCUGCCAUGAUUCUUGGGGUAUUAAUACCAGUCCGGACUGCUCAGAAUGGACCUCACCUGUCUCGCUAGCCCAGAAGCCUCUAAGCCUCCUGAUCUCCCCCCGGGGCUCCCCAUAUUCAUGAAGCUCAUUCUCCUGAUUUUGAUGGUUACCCUGCUCCUGGUCAAGGUCACCCAAGCCAUGUACUGCUGGAAUAAGUUGGGAAAGUGCCAAACAACGUGUAAAGACAGUGAAGUAUUCUAUAUAUUAUGCAGAGAUGAGACCAAGUGUUGUGUCAACCCCAAGCAUGUACCUGUCAAAACUAGAUCCUUAAAUGCAACUGGAAGGCUGGAGUAACUUCUGGAGUCUGACCCAUCUCGUCCAACUUUGAGUCCGACAUCAUCGGAGCCCACAGUUCUAUUAAAUCAUUCUUCACUCUACCA